Molecule: messenger RNA, 2286 nt
Organism: Aureococcus anophagefferens
Lineage: Eukaryota; Pelagophyceae; Pelagomonadales; Pelagomonadaceae
Gene: PLS4
Exons: 2
Coding region: 1-2286 (761 amino acids)
Biological process (GO): plasma membrane phospholipid scrambling
Cellular component (GO): plasma membrane
Molecular function (GO): phospholipid scramblase activity
Source: RefSeq, a predicted model, not a curated record
AUGGUGCAGGGGUUCGACGUGCCCCAGGUGAUGAUGGUGGCGGUGCCGCCGGGCACGCCCGCCGGCGCGCAGAUGAUGGUCGCGGCCCCGAGCGGCGCGCAGUUCACGGUCGUCGUGCCCCCGGGCCUGCCCGAGGGCGGCGCCUUCCAGGUGCAGGUGCCGCCGGCGCAGCCCGCGAUGAUGGCCGCGCAGCCCGUCGCCGUCGGCGCGGCGCUCGUCGGCGGCGUCGCGGCGGCCGGCGCCGCGGGCGCCGCCGUCGUGUCGGCGGGCGUCGCGGGCGUGAACAGCGCCAUCAAGAUGGUCAUGGGCCCCGCGCGGCUCCACGGCAUCGCCGGCAUGGCCCAGAUGCUCGAGAGCUCGCAGGGCGUCAAGAUCCAGCAGAAGAUCCACGGCUUCGAGGCCGUCUCCGGCGGCUGCUGCGAGCAGUCCAACGAGUACCGCAUCUUCGGCGGCGGCGCCGACGCCCACGGCCGCGACACCCUCCUCUUCAACGCCAAGGAGCAGAGCGGCGGCUGCGACCGCGUCUGCUGCAAGCCGCACAACAACCUGCUCCUCCACAUCAACGCGCACGACACGAACGAGACCCUCAUCACCCUGGAGCGCAAGGGCAUGAAGUGCAACUGCAACGGCCCGCGCCAGUGCCUCUUCUGCCCCAUCCUCGGCGAAUUCUGCGCCGAGGAGAUGAUCGUCCACGAGGGCCUGGUCCAGGGCGAGCCGGGCAACAUCAACCCCGCGACGAAGCUCUCCCUCAUCCGCCAGCCGGCGCCGCUGGGCGGCUGCCUCGUGCCCACGCUGGAGAUCCUGAACGCCCAGGACCAGCUCGACACGAAGAUGACGGGGCCGACGUGCUUCGGCGGCUGGAGCGAGAUGUGCUGCGACUCGACGUUCGUCGUCAAGCGCGACGACGCGCCCGUGGCGACGAUCCGCCACCUCGCGCCGCGCGACUGCGGCGAGGCCUGCAAGGCGCUCUGCACGGACAGCGACAACUUCGAGGUGACCUUCGACCCGUCGGUGAGCGCCAUGGACAAGGCGAACGCCAUCGCGACGAGUCUCCUCGUCGACUUCAUGUUCUUCGAGAUCGACCAGGGCCUCUGCCACGUCGAGGGCAACGUCAUCUACUGCACGCUCUGCCUCUGCUUCUGCGCCGGCGCCCUCCGCGCCGAGCUGACGAUGAUCGCGGUCGUCGACCAGCCGAGCGGCGACGUCGAGCUCGGCUCGACCAUGGUGUCGCCGCUCAUUCCUGCCGCCGUAGCCGUCGACCUCGUCGCCGCCGACCUGGAGAAGAUGCGCGGCGUCGUUGUGCGCCAGGAGACGCAGUUCCUCGAGUCCUUCGCCCAGGGCCUCGGUCUGCCCUACGAGGCCAAGAACAGGUACAAGGUCUCCGCGCUGCCCGAGGGCCGCGCCGUCGCGGCGUCGCCGACGGACGCGGCGCGCUGGCGGCCGACGAACAAGGAUCUGCUCGCGCUGCCGGCGGCGCUCGUCGCGCACGAGGAGUCGAAGUGCGGCUGGCGCGCGGCGCUCGCCUGCUGCGGCUGUCUGAAUUUCCGGGCCCUGACCAUGCACUUCUUCGAGUCCGUCGACGGCUCCGACGAGGGCGCGGGAAUCGAGCGCUUCCGCCUCGCGCGGCCGUUCCGCAUGGGCAUCAAGGCGACGAUCGGCUUGUGCGCCGGCGUCGGCCUGUUCCUCGGGCGCGUCGUGACGUACGCGCUGCCCUUCUUCGUGGCCGUGCCGCUGGGAGGCAUCGCGGAGCUCGUCUUCGGCGUCCUGGGCGCGUGCGUCGGCCUCGUCCUGGUGCGGACGCGGCCCGAGAGUCUGCGCUUGCGCCUAUCGCUCGUCGAGGAGGGCGGCCGCGUCGUCGGCGAGGUCGUCGAGGCCUUCGAGCCCGCGGCGGGGACGUCGUCGUUCGACGAGAAGUGGUGGACGUGCUGCUGCCUGUGCACCUUCUUCGCGCGCGUGACCUCUGAGACCGAGCCGGGCUUCACGCUCCGGUUCAACUCCUGCUGCUGCGGCGAGCACAACAACUGCUGCGGCGCGACGUGCUGCCGGCCCGACCUCGUCAUCGACGUCCUCGACGAGUCCGGCGCCGUCGUGAGCCACGUCCAGAAGACGUUCGCGCCCGCCGGCGGCGACGAGUCCUGCUGCAACACGCUCUGCCGCUGCCUGAACCAGUUCGACAGCUUCCUCGUCGAGUUCCCCGCGGGCGCGUCCCAGCGGCAGCGCGCGCUCCUCGUCGCGGGGCUCUUCUCCGUCGAGUACGAGCACUUCGAGCGCAAGGGCGGGUCGUAA